ACAAUGUUAUAUGUUAUGUGUUUGUAAACGAAUGCUAAUUUGCAUGCAAUAUGAUAACAGAUAAGGAUUUCAUUUUGACUGUUAAAUUGUAUCCGGAACUAUACAACAAAAAUGGGAUACCGGAAGAGAAAAAGAAACAACAGCUUUGGGCGCGAUUUGCUCAAGAAACUCUACUCAAAAGUGAUGUGUCUUUAGCCUCCGCUGCUGAGCAUAAAUGGCGGCAAAUGGUUUCAAAAUAUGUGUCUUGUUUGGUAUACGGCACUCCAUUCGCUUACGAAAGGGAAAUGCGGUUUAUGCAGAUGCCAUUACUUGGUACUGGGUCGUCCGAAGAUACGCAAUCUGACUCCGACAUAGAUGAACUGGAACUAAUAAAAGUUUUAAAUUCCUACGAGGAUGACCCACCCGCUACUAAAAGGCAACGAGUUGAUAAAACCGAUGUCAGAAUAGAGGAAUCAACUGAACAUAUAAGAAUAGAGCACAAAAAUAAGGAAGCUGUGCAAAUAAAAAAUGGCUGUUCCCCCGUUUUAAAUUCCAAUAGAAAACAAUGUAGUGAAUUGCAGGAUAAAACGGAAGCAUUGGCAUCGAUAGCCUGUAGUAAAACCGAAGCAUUGGCAUCGAUAGACUGUAGUAAAACCGAAGAUCAGUUAAAUAAAAUUGACAAACCAACCUCGAAGGAUGAUUGCGGUGUACCCCGCCCUCCUAAUGGUCAAUCAUCUGUACUUUAUAAUAUUUCCAAUGAAGACAGAAGAAUGUCUAGUAGCUUCACUAAUUUAACUUCACUAGAACUAAUAUUUCUUGGUUAUGCAAAAGUAUUGCAACGAAUGCCACUGGGAUUGCAGCUGCAGACUAAACGAAAAAUAGCUAACGUCAUGGAUGAAGCCGAACUGAAAAUGUAUGAAGAAAACUGAUUAUUAAAGAAAAAAUUUCUUGGAGAAAUUUUAAAGUAAAUAAUCCAGAGUUUUAGGAUAAAGAACAUACUUAUUAUUAGGGUUCGAAAUCUCAUGCAAAUUUAUGUUUUUACUGGUUAUCUUCAAAUGGAAAUGGUUAAGUUAGCUUUACGAAUCAUUUCUCUAAAAUGGCAUUCAGUAUGCAUAUUUUUAAAUGCAUGAUUUUGCA
This is a messenger RNA of Rhagoletis zephyria (snowberry fruit fly), 1116 nucleotides long. RefSeq lists its product as uncharacterized. NCBI's taxonomy places the organism in Eukaryota, Metazoa, Arthropoda, Insecta, Diptera, Tephritidae. The record is from RefSeq and is a predicted model, not a curated record.